This is a messenger RNA of Oreochromis niloticus (Nile tilapia), 6299 nucleotides long. RefSeq names its product insulin-like growth factor 2 mRNA binding protein 2a (gene igf2bp2a). The record is from RefSeq and is a predicted model, not a curated record. Bases 368 to 2227 code for a protein of 619 amino acids. The transcript is spliced from 16 exons. NCBI's taxonomy places the organism in Eukaryota, Metazoa, Chordata, Actinopteri, Cichliformes, Cichlidae. Gene Ontology annotation, molecular function: RNA binding.
UGCACUUUCUGUGCUUGGAGAGCAGCAGUGAACCCACAUGCACCUCCAAACAAUUUUUUUCUUGUGAUUUUAAGGGAGAUUUUAUUUAGAGGCGGUGCUUGUUGGCUCCAGAGUAGCGUCGUAGCGACGACACUUUUCCCUCAGUCCCUGUUAAAAGAGUUUGGCCAGGGCCAGUUGGUGCCGGGGGGUCGCCUAUAGCUUAGUACUAUCCUGGGGGUGAUUGCUGCGUCUUUUUUUUUUUUUAAUCCCAGCAGAUUUUUUUCUAUUUUCUAUUUUAUUUUAUUUUAAAAAAUUUUCUACUUCUCUGAAUAUCGCCAUUCUCUCACUCUAAGAUCUGAUACCCCUUCGAGAUUUUUCCUUUCAGAUCAUGAACAAACUAUAUGUUGGGAAUUUAAGUCCUUCGGUCACUGUCGAGGACUUGAAGCAGCUCUUUGGGGAGAGGAAGCUGCCAGUGGCCGACCAGGUCCUACUGAAAUCCGGCUAUGCUUUUGUGGACUUCCCCGAUCAGAACUCGGCCAUAAAGGCUAUAGAGACUCUUUCUGGUAAAGUUGAAUUACACGGAAAGGUGAUAGAAGUAGACUACUCUGUUCCCAAAAAACUAAGGAGUCGGAAGAUCCAGAUCCGGAACAUUCCCCCUCAUCUACAGUGGGAGGUUUUGGACGGCCUUCUAGCUCAGUAUGGUACUGUAGAAAACGUGGAACAAGUGAACACUGAUACAGAAACAGCAGUGGUGAAUGUUACAUACGCAACCAAGGAGGAAGCUAAAGUAGCCAUUGAGAAGUUGACAGGACACCAGUUCGACGACUACUCCUUCAAGGUGUCAUAUAUCAUGGACACGGAUGCUGCUCCACCUGUCCAGGCUCCCCGCACGCGUCGUGGGGGUCGGUCUUCCCGGGACCAGGGCUCCUCUCAGCCCGGGCCAUCAGGAGGCUACGGAUCUCCACGCCCCAGACAACACGACUUCCCACUGCGCAUGCUCGUUCCUACUCAGUUUGUGGGAGCCAUCAUUGGCAAGGAAGGCAACACCAUCAAGGAUGUCACCAAACAGACGCAGUCAAAGGUAGACAUUCAUCGGAAGGAAAAUGCAGGUGCAGCUGAAAAACCCAUCACCAUCCACUCAACACCCGAGGGCUGCUCCGCCGCCUGUCGCAUGAUCCUGGACAUCAUGCAGAAGGAAGCCAACGAGACCAAGACGACGGAGGACAUCCCUCUGAAAAUCCUUGCCCACAACAGCCUUGUGGGUCGGCUGAUUGGCAAGGAGGGCCGCAACCUGAAGAAGAUUGAGGAGGACACAGGGACCAAGAUAACCAUCUCCUCGUUACAAGACUUAACUAUUUACAACCCUGAGAGGACCAUCACGGUGAAGGGCAGCAUAGAUGCGUGUUGUAAAGCUGAGGUGGAAAUCACGAAGAAACUGAGGGAAGCCUACGAGAAUGAUAUUGCUGCUAUAAAUCAACAGGCCAACUUGAUCCCGGGCUUGAACCUGAACGCUCUGGGCAUCUUCUCCUCUGGUCUGCCGGUGCUGCCCCCUGCUGCUGGACCACGUAGCGCUGUGCCUGCUGUGGCGCCAGCAGGGUACAACCCAUUCUUAGCAUGCUUGUCACUUCACUUUCAGAGUCACUCUUCACAUCUCAGUGGCCUGUAUGGGGUUCCUCCAGCAAGUGCCAUCCCCCACCAGCACUCACAACAGGCUCCAGAACAGGAGGUUGUCUACCUCUUUAUUCCAACUCAGGCAGUCGGAGCCCUGAUCGGCAAGAAGGGUCAGCACAUCAAACAACUUGCCCACUUUGCCGGAGCUUCCAUCAAGAUUGCUCCGGCUGAGAGUCCAGAUGUUACUGAGAGGAUGGUCAUCAUUACUGGAACCCCAGAAGCUCAGUUUAAGGCCCAAGGUCGGAUAUUUGGAAAGCUGAAAGAGGAAAACUUCUUCUCUGCGAAGGAGGAGGUCAAACUGGAGACACACAUCAAGGUUCCCUCAAGUGCAGCUGGCAGGGUCAUCGGUAAAGGUGGUAAGACGGUAAACGAGUUGCAGAACCUUACGAGCGCGGAGGUCAUCGUACCGCGGGACCAAACUCCUGAUGAGAACGACGAGGUCUUUGUGAAAAUCAGUGGGCAUUUCUUUGCCAGCCAGACUGCACAGAGGAAGAUCCGGGAGAUCAUUCAACAGGUCAAACAGCAGGAACAGAAGCACCAGCAGGGCGCCGCCGUGUCACCGCAUCACUCCAAGUGACCAGCCGGGUGGCUCCAGUGGGCACCAGCCAAUGAAUGUAGCCCUCCCAAAUGGACAGAGACCUAUCCAGACUAAGGCCAAGGCCAAGGGGGGACAUGCAGGGCAGACCAGCAGCACCGGGAUCAAAACCAAAGAACUUCGCUAGGGGGGACACAAGUGAGAGCCAAAGGCUGAGGGCAUUGUGUGCACUGCCAGCCCUGUGAGAGCAGAUAGAUUGGGAGAAAUCGUACUGAAGCUAAAAAAAAUAAAUAAAUUAAUAAAUAAACAAAAAAACCAAAAAAAACCUACAAGAAAGGUGGAAAUGGCAGAAAAUUUGGGAACCGUUGUCUUCACGGUUUAAAAAACAGGAACUAGUUUGUCGCCCUGCAUAACGUUAUCUCUUUAGUUGGACUAACAUAGGCCUAAAAAAAAAGAAAAGGAGAAAAAGCAACUCUAUUUUAACACGAGCGUAUACGAGGCAUUGUGAUUGAUAUUUUGGGUUAGAGCGGACUCCUUCUCUCACGCGUGUUUGAGAUAUUUAGAUUGUGAGAUCAAAUAUCCUUAGCAGUAUUAAUGCAGUAGAAACGUGUAUGGAUACAAACUGAGAGCAUGCGCUGUUAUUUUAUUCAUCAAAAUGACAGUACAGCUUGGUGUUAGUAUUUUGCUUGUACCUGAGAUUGAUUGAUUGAUUGAUUGAUUGAUUGAUUGAUUGAUUGAUUGAUUGAUUGACUGAUCGAUUGAUUGACAGCCACUCCCCUUGUUUGUUCCCAUUUUUAGGCCACUGAAAUUUGAAAAGAAAACCCCUAUAAGUAAAUAAGGUGAAUGGUUCUGAGUCUUUGUAACAAGCCUGUGUGUGUGCCAACGCAAAAGAUAACGUCCCUUUCAAAUAUAUCUCACCAUUCAUACCCGAUGCUAAGCUUAUUUUUUUUCUCUCUCUUCUGCUUCACUUCUCAUCACUCUCUCUCAUCGGACACCAUGUCUUUUCUUUUGUUUUUGUUUGGGUUUUUUCUUUUUCAAAAAAUGGGAUAAAAAUUUUUCCGUAGCUUUUUGAUAACCUUGAACUGACUGCCACUUUUGCUCAAGAGAGGUUAAAUGCAACUGAGGGAUUUUUCUUUUUUCUUUCUUUUUUUUUUUUUUGUAGCCAGUAAAAUUCUGUCAUGCUGUGCAGUAGACGUCGUCUGUGUUCAUGCUCGUCGUCUCCUCUUCAAUCAGAGCAAAAACUGACGUCUUAACGAGCGGCACGCGUUCGCCCGUUAGCCGGUCCUUUUCGGACGCGCGCCGCCACACGCUUGGCCUUAUGAGGACGUCGCAAGGGCCAGCACAGAAUGUGAGCUGAGGGCCAGGUAAAGGAGGGGACAGGGUUCGGGGCGGGGUUGGGAGGGUUAGGGGGAGGGAGGAUGCAGACUUCUGGUGUGUGGGGUGGCAGCGAGGUUGGAUUUUAGGGAGGCGCUGUAUGACCUGUGGUACACGACCAGCCGCAGCCGCGUUUGGCUUUAACCCUCUCUUGUCAGGGAGCUUUCUAAAAAUGGCAUGACAGCUGUGAAUGUACGAUAUGCAGCCUUUUUAGAAAAAAAAUACAGAUAUCACCCCUGCCGUGUCCAGCAGGCCAGGCCAGCGGCACACGACACAUAGAUUGUCAUCCUCACGCUUUCUCUGUUCUUUUCGCUAUUUUUAAAAAAAAAAUUUUUAUUUUGGCGAGCUGGCCGCCUGCUCUGCGAGCACGCUGGACACGCAGGUCCUGGUGUCCCUUUGUGCUUUACUUUGAAGAACAUAGAAGCUUGUUGCCUUAUUUUUUUCACCUUUCAGACAUCACCCAUCAGCUUCAUCUUCCAGACGCAAGGUUAUUGCCAAUACGCACAGCUUCCUCCGUGUGUGUGUGCGUGCGUGUGUGUGUAUGUGUGUGUGUAUAUAUAUAUAAAAAGAGAGAGUAAUAUUUAUGAAUCUAUUUUUUCCUAUUUUGUGAUGAGAGCUAUUGAUAAGAAACAAAAAGAAGACAAAGUCCUUUUCUUUUUUUCCUCAGUGGGACACUGCCAUAUUAUUUUGAAGGGAAGUGUUUAUUUUCUUGAAAAAACUAAAACAAAAACUAGACUAUGAAUAAUAAUAUAAUGAAUAAAAACCUGAAAAAAUAGGAGAGCAGUAAAAGUGAACCACCGCGUUAACUUGUGGUCGGGAUGUGAACAGUGCGCAUGUCAGUAUUGUGAUCUACCUCAGGCUUCAGGGUACCUCAGUCCAAUCUUUCAUUUCCCCUUUUUCCACAUUUUUGUAUGCCUUGUUAACUAAUCAUUUUGAGCGUUUUUAAUUUUCUUUUUUAAUGAAAUGAAAAAAGAGAAAAGAUCUACAGUAAUCUCUACACUCUUCAGGUCCAGCCGACUAGUGAAACUUUGUAAAAAAAAAAUCAAAAAAAUAACCGUAGUCAACUUUGUCGGACUGUUUGCCUGGACGCCAUACAAAAGAAUUUCCAAGUCAGUUUUGUUUUUUUUGUUUGCUAGAAAGGAAUGAAGAGCAGGAUCUAAGGGGUACAUACCUGCCCGAUGUGGUUCUGAAUGUGGAUGUUGUGUACUGAUUUCACCUUCAAAGAAAUUAAAGAGAACAAAAAAAAGAAAAAUCAGUUGAUAGAAACAGAAACUAACCGACUGUACCUCCUGUUUUCGUUUUUUUUGUCUUUCCCAAUCGUACCUCCAGGUUUUUUGAGACUUUUAAAAACAAACCACGACGUUUAUUCACUUGUGGAAAAAAAAAUAACAUAAAAAAAAUAUUACUUUUUUUUUUUUUUUAUAACAACCCAAUUUUACCAGCUCUAUUUGAUAACAGCAUCCUCUGGGGUUGAUUUGAUGAAAACACAAAGCUGCAAAAAUACACUGACAGGACUCUUGAACGUGGUGUGAAACCCUAGUCUUCUGUGUAGAAUGUAGAACAACUCUAGUCGUUGAAAUGUCACUGUGUACGACAGGAUAACUGUAUAUCUGUAAACAUGUACAAUAGUCGCACAUUAAUGCAUCGUUUUCUGUCUCUCUAUAACACCUACCAGUCUGCGCCUGCAUUGUGAGAAAUGGUGGGAGAAGUUUAGAGAGUCACAGGUUCCCUCAAGCUGACCUCUAAAUGGUUUUCUCAUCGAUCUACCAGUUAUUACAUUUUUUUCGUUUUUUUGUGCUGUACAUUUCAGAAUUACCUCUGAAUCCAAGGCUGACUUAGUUACAGUUACUAAAACCAGUGUAGGGCAAAGGAAUAUAAUAAAUAAAUGAUGUAGUGAAAGUUAGUUUGUUUUUGGCGCUAUUUUAGGGAUUUUUUUUUCUUUUUCAUCAGAUGAGGAUCUUUUUUUUGGGGGGGGGUCCCAGUGAACACAGAUUAGCAAAAUAAAACAUAAAGGUCUAUCAAACUCACACAAUGCCUGGGGCUGCUUCAGCACGCCUCCACCACAGCCGGUACAGUACCUCAUACUGAUGAUGUUAGCUCGCCAGACCUGAUUCAAUUACCCUGACCUUACCCACACGAAUGCAGUACGGUGCUUCUUUUGGAGCGCAUGACUCCUGCGGUGGGCUGCUUCACUUUAGUAGGGCAUGUCUGUUCGCAGUAGCACUGGAAAAUUGAAUUUUGUCACUUACGGUUUGUCUGACUGGCAGGAGUAGGGUUUUUUUCCCUCUUUGUUUUUUUUCCUAGAACAGAUUUGAAGUUCUUUUCUCGCAUUGCAGAGGACUCCUCAGGCCUCCGCCUCUCUUGUGUUUUUGGCUCUUUACUAGAAGAGCAGGUUUCCCCUCAGCCACAGUCUGAGGCAAAACCUGCAAACAUCAUAGUAACUUUUUCUUUUUUUACUUCCAAGGAUUUUGGUGUUUCUAGGUUCAGUAGGGUGUUGCUAGGCAUUAAUUUCAGUAUCAGAAAAAACACACUCGCAUCACUGAGGACGCACAGUGCUGUUAGUCAUAUCGCACAGCGGUUGAAUAACUUAGGCUUUAUUUUGUUUUCUGUUGAUCUGGUUUUCUUGUCAGUUACACUGAUUAAAUAAUGUAGUCUGGAGCAGUAGCUGGGAUUCUUUAAUAUCCAGUCAUGUUAGAUCACUACUUGCUGUUAAAUUGUGUCCUAGCUAGGAUUUUAAACA